Messenger RNA from Lotus japonicus, 2442 nucleotides. RefSeq lists its product as uncharacterized. The transcript is spliced from 11 exons. NCBI's taxonomy places the organism in Eukaryota, Viridiplantae, Streptophyta, Magnoliopsida, Fabales, Fabaceae. Bases 592 to 2079 code for a protein of 495 amino acids. The record is from RefSeq and is a predicted model, not a curated record.
GAGCACUACUAAUAAAUGUUAAGAAUAGUUGAUGAGAAUUGAAAACAGAGGAAGAUGGAGAGACAGAGAAAGAGAAUUGAAAGGAGAGGAUAAAGACUCUGUGACAACCAAGUAGGAUCCGAAUACACCGGGCUCUGUGUUGGGUUGGUUGGGUUGUGUUUGGUGCAGUUGUGAAAAUCCUUUCUUUCUCUCUCUGUCUCUCUCCAUUUUCGAAGGAAUAACCCUCUUAUCUUCUCAGUUUACAUCUCAUAAUCAAUUUCACAUAAACACCAAGGAUAAGAAGGAAUUCAGGAAAAUACAGAGAGAAGAGAAAACAGAGGAAUCCUAGUUCCUUUCUGGGAACCAAGGUUCCUCAUUCAUGCUGCAGCUUCCUCCUCUUUCUGCAUGCCCCCAAAUCAGGUGAUUUGCAGGUACAGCACAGCUAUGUAAUCACCUCUAUGGGAUGAUCAAUUGUUGGUGUAUCUUGUCUAUUGGUUCAGGACAUUAAAUUCUAGAGUGUUGGUUUUCUAAGGUUUUGUCUUCUCAGGAGGAUCAAUCAUAGUCACAGUGCCUGGUCUUUUUAGUGGGAUAUCACCAAUUUUGAAAGAUACAAUGUGGACUGGAUUAGUGAAAAAGUUAGCUUCAUCCACAAUGGGAAGCUGUGCCUCAAGGCCAAAUGGGAAGAGCAGUGGCCAAAGAAGAAGAAAGCACAAAUCUGGCAAACGCAGAGCAAACAUUUCCACUGCACUUCCUGAUAUGCCUUUGAAAAGGCUUAGCAAUGCUGGAAGCCGUGUUGGAGACCUUACUAUGAGUGACUUUGUUCACAUGGACUUUGACAAGGGUGCUUCAGGCACUUGCAGGAUUUCAGAGGUUUCAAACAUGAAGUUUCAUCUUACUCAGGUCCAAUACCAUAGUCAAAUGGAUGCAAAUGGAAAUUACCAAGAGGAUGCAUGGUUUGACUCAACUAGCAUUCUAGAAUCUGAUUCAGAUGAAGAGUUCAGUAGUGUGCAUGGAGAUUGUUUUCCCUUUGUGGGCAAUGCUUUGGGAGGUGUCUCAAAUACUCAGUUACUCCAGUAUGAAAGUGCAUCCUGCUUUGUAGAUUCAGGGUGUAAAUAUGAGGAGUAUUAUGAGAGCUACCUCAAAAUAGAUGGAGGUAUCUGCAAGAAUGGAGAGAAAACUCAGGAGAAUAGCUCAAAGCAAUCAACAGUUAUCAUGUAUUCUGUAACAAGGAAAUCCACUGAUGAUGCAUCUGAGAGAUUUCUAUAUCGUCCCAGAGCGGGGCUUCAAAUUCCCAGAUCAACUGAAGGAAAGCCGUUCGCUGGUUCCUGGUCUGCAAUUUCCCCUUCCUUGUUCAAGCUCCGUGGCGAAAGUUUUUUCAGUGAUAAGCAGAAGUGUCCUGCUCCAGACUUCUGCCCUUAUACACCAAUAGGUGUUGAUUUAUUUGUUUCUUCAAAGAAGAUAAAUCACAUUGCUAAGCAUCUUGAACUUCCAUCUGUUCAAGAACAUGGGAAAAUACCCUCACUCCUCAUUGUUAAUAUACAGUUGCCAACAUAUCCUGCUAGCAUAUUCCUUGGUGAUGCCAAUGGUGAAGGUUUGAGCCUUGUACUAUAUUUUAAAUUGUCCGAGAAUUUUGAAAAAGAGAUCUCGCCAUGUUUUCAGGAGAAGAUCAAGAGAUUAGUGGACGAUGAGAUGGAAAAUGUGAAAGGAAAAAAGGAUAGUCUGGCUCCCUUUAGGGAAAGGCUAAAGAUUUUGGCUGGGGUAGUUAAUCCAGAGGACCUUCAUCUGAAUUCUGCAGAGAGGAAACUUAUACAUGCCUACAAUGGAAAGCCAGUGCUUUCUCGUCCUCAACACGAAUUCUUUAAGGGACCUAACUACUUUGAGAUAGACCUGGAUAUACAUCGCUUUAGCUAUAUAUCGAGGAGGGGACUCGAUUCGCUCCGAGACCGUGUAAAGCAUGGAAUACUUGAUGUUGGCUUAACCAUCCAGGCACAGAAGCAAGAGGAACUUCCAGAGCAAGUGUUGUGCUGCUUAAGAUUGAACAAAAUUGAUCUUGUUAACCAUGGCCAAAUUCCCACUAUUGUGACUUUUCAAGAAAACUGAUUCAGCAAGUAUGAGUUGAACAAAGAGGGGACAGAAAAGAAAGGAUAAAAAUCACUGAUAUGUAGAAAGAAUUGGGAGCCACAUCUAAACCACAAAAAUAAUUAAAUAAAAAUAUGUAAAUAUGAAGAAAAUUGAGCCUUCUGUGUUUUCUUUUAAAAAAAAGUCACUGUGAUGAUGGUACUAUUGUCAUUCAUGUUACUUUGCAGGCCAAUUCUCUCUUCCUCCUUUUGUUGUGUCAAAUAGAUGAUUUCUGUUGAUGAUGACUAAUUAAUUGAAACGAUGACAGUCUAAAAUAAAAGGUUUAUUGGAAUGUUGAAUAUAUAAUUAUGAUUGGAUAUUCUUUUAGGCAAAAUUAUGUUUUAC